Molecule: messenger RNA, 2019 nt
Organism: Scomber scombrus (Atlantic mackerel)
Lineage: Eukaryota; Metazoa; Chordata; Actinopteri; Scombriformes; Scombridae
Product: hydroperoxide isomerase ALOXE3-like
Exons: 14
Coding region: 10-2019 (669 amino acids)
Biological process (GO): linoleic acid metabolic process; lipid oxidation
Molecular function (GO): protein binding; iron ion binding; oxidoreductase activity, acting on single donors with incorporation of molecular oxygen, incorporation of two atoms of oxygen
Source: RefSeq, a predicted model, not a curated record
CCAGUGAGCAUGGCUGAGUACAAGCUAGAAGUGACAACAGGUAACAUGACAAAUGCAGGAACAUUUGACUACGUACAUGUCACCUUAGUUGGAACAGAAGGGGAAAGUGAGCGAACUGUGUUGGACAACUUUGGUGUCGAUUUUAAAACUGGGAUGACAGGGACCUACACUGUGAAAACCAGUGUGUCUCUGGGGACACUGCUCCUAAUCAAGGUGGAGAAAGAUCCAUUUUUUGUUCUCCCAGAAGAUGAGUGGUACUGCUCCAAAAUAGUAGUGACGACCCCAGAGGGAGAUGUCAUUCUUUUCCCGUGUUACAGAUGGGUGUCCAGGGGAGGAAAAGUGGAGCUGAGAGGAGGGAGAGCUAUGAAGGGUUUCGAGGAAGACCAUCCUGUGUUGGCUGACCAUCGGAAAAAUGAGCUGACACUCAAAAAGAGCCUUUACCAAUGGGGGAUUAUUGAUGAAAAACUACUUCACCACAGCAACUUUAAAGAUACAUCUGAGCUCCCAGCUGAAAUCCGCUACUCCUUGGCCAGAUCAAUGGAAAGGCAGUACACAAAAAUAAUGCUUGGUGCUGAACUCAUGUUUAAGGGGCUGGUUGGAUCGACUGAACAAUGGGAAAGCUUUGAGGACAUGAAUCAAAUCCUGUGGUUCUACAACACAACAAUGUCAGAGUAUGUUAAACAGCACUGGAAGGAAGAUGACUUCUAUGGAUACCAAUUUCUGAACGCAGUCAACCCCAAUAUGAUCAAGCGAUGUUCAGAGCUUCCUCCAAACUUUCCAGUUACAGAGAAUAUGGUGAAGCCGUUCCUGGAAGAGGGUAGCUCUCUGAAGAAGGAAAUGAUGAAAGGCAAUAUAUUCCUCUGUGACUUCAAGAGGAUGGAAGGAUUGCCCACCAAGUUGUCUGAUGGUGAUGCUCUGCAUGUGACAACUGGUUUCUGUUUGUUCUACUCAAACCCAGAGAAAAAACUGAUGCCAAUUGCAAUACAGCUGUAUCAACAACCUUCUGAGCAGAAUCCCAUCUUUCUGCCAAGUGACCAUGAGACCGACUGGCUGCUGGCCAAGAUGUUUAUUAAAAAUGCAGAUCUCCUCAUUCAUCAGCCUGUCUAUCACUUGCUUAACACUCACUUACUGGCUGAGGUCUUCGCUGUUGCCACUCUCCGCAGCUUCCCCCAGAUUCAUCCUCUCUACAAGCUGCUGAUCCCUCACUUCCGCUACACUGUCCAAAUAAAUACUUUCGGCCGUAAAACUAUUUUUGCCCCUGACGGGAUUUUAAGUAAGAGUACACUUGGAUAUGAGGGGCUAACAGAGCUCAUGAGAAGGUCUUUCUCUGAGCUGACCUACAGCUCCCUCUGUCUUCCAGAGAACAUCACUGCACGAGGACUGGAGUCUAUCCCCGACUUCUACUACAGAGAUGAUGGCCUGAAGCUGUGGAAGAUCAUCAACAGCUUUGUGAAGGCAAUAGUGGAGUACUAUUAUCCUUCAGACACUGAGGUGCAGAAAGACUCUGAGCUGCAGGAGUGGAUCAGUGAAAUAUUCACCCACGGCUUCUUAGGAAACAAAGACUCAAGGUGUCCAGGAUCCUUUAAAACUGUCAAGGAAGUGAUCAGGUUCAUCACCAUGGUGAUCUUCACAGUAACAGUUCAACAUGCUGCAGUAAACAGUGGGCAGUUUGACUACCAUCUCUGGGCGCCUAAUGGCUCACUCCUACUGAAAAAACCUCCUCCAACUACAAAGGGGCAGUCAAGCAUGAAGACAAUUUUGGAGACCCUGCCGAAUGUUGGAGACACAGUCAGCUUUGUAGCAAUGGGUUGGGUACUUUCAAAAAAAUACACAGACCAGAUUCCCUUGGGUACAUACCCCGAAGAGCGGUUUGACGAGCCUGCCCCUAAGCAGAUGAUUAAGGCCUUUCAAGCAGAGUUGUCCAACCUCAGUGAAGCAAUUACAACCAGAAACGCGCAGCUUAAAGUGCCCUACACCUAUCUGAACCCUACUGAAGUAGAGAACAGUAUAACUAUUUGA